Sceloporus undulatus (fence lizard) is the source of this 1143-nucleotide messenger RNA. RefSeq names its product transmembrane and death domain 1 (gene TMDD1). The coding region runs from base 137 to 1048 and encodes 303 amino acids. The record is from RefSeq and is a predicted model, not a curated record. The transcript has 2 exons. Lineage: Eukaryota; Metazoa; Chordata; Lepidosauria; Squamata; Phrynosomatidae.
CAUCAGAGAGUCAAGGUGCUUGUCAGUUAGAAAUGUUCUAAACUGUCAAGACAGAUGGGCAAGAAAAGUGCUUCUGUCCAGGAGUCAAAUCAGGGUUCCUCCUUCUCUCUCCACUCAGGUUUCUGGAAUCUUCCAGAUGCUGUCUAUAGUAAGGGUCAUCCUUUUAUUGCUGGUGGCCCCUGCCUUAAGUGAUGACACAGUGGCUGACGACAUCGGUAUCCAUAUGAUGAGCCGCAUCUCAGAGCUCCUGUCCCCAGAAGAAUGCCAAAUGUUCACCACAAAACUCCUUGGGCCUGAGGAGGAUGUGAAAGAAGAGCUAGAGUGGCUCUCAGAAGAGAAGAACCCCAUUGGAGCUCGUAGGCGACGAGACAUCAUCAGCACAGACCAAUGCAAGGAGGCCCUCAACCGUUGGCUGCUGACAGAAGGAGACACAAUGUAUUGGGACCGCCUGUCACGAGCUCUCCAGGACAUCGGACGCUCUGAUGUCUCAAUCGAGCUGGGCAAGAACCUUAACCAAGACAAGAACUUGGAGAUCAAGAAGAAUGUUGAGGAAUAUCAUGAGACGGUCAAGCACCUGACGUCUUCCCUGCUCCUGGAUGAGAAUGAGAUAGAGAUGGGUGAGAAGCAGAAGACAAGCAGGCAAGGCCGACCACGGCAUGCGAGAGAAGAUGCUGAGAGGAAGCGAAAGCUUAGGAAACUGGAAGAGCUAGAACUUCUGGUACAGAGGAAGCCAUUGCCUCCAUAUGAUCGGAGCCUUUUUGCAUGGAUCUCCCCAGUGACCAGAGGUGCUAUCAGUGGGUUUUUAACUCCCUUGAUCCUUGUGAGUCUAGCCAUCUAUACCUUUCUUUGGAUCCUGAAUCAAGGAAGGCCAGAGCACACUACAUCCAGCUGGGACAAGAUGACCAAGAUCAUCCAUUCAUCUCCAACGCAACGCUAUUAUACACUUCCACAACAUUAUGAACUAGAGGAGCUUGACUCUGAGUCAGAGGUUGAGGACAAUGACUAUGGUGACAGUGAAGAAGACAGUGACAAUGAAGAAGAUGACUAACAAGGAAGAAGUGAAGGAGUUCCUUGUUAGGUCUUAAAUCCAAUCUGCCUGCAACUAAUAUUGUGGAGAACAAAAUAAAAUAAAAUAUUUUUUUC